GUCAUAAUACAUUAUGCGACCUACUAAUGUCAAAGUCAGUCAAAAUUUGAAGGUGUCUCAAGAUCAACACAAAGGUACUCCAAAAAAAUUACACCAAAUUCCAGUUCAAAAUUUGACCAGUAAACUGCAUUUUGGCGAUUAUGAAUGAAUUUCAAGACUGGGGAACCUCACAUUGACGCAGAUGUAAUUAUUAUUGGAGCUGGACUAGCAGGUUUAACUGCCGCCUACACAAUCCUUUCGCGAGAACCUUCCUUAAAUGUUCUGAUUUUGGAAGCUACAAGUUUGAAAUUACAUGAUUUUGGAAGCCGAUUAAUUAGUCCACAUUUAUUCUGAGACUGAGUGAUGCCGGCAAGAAAUAUGGUGCCACUUGCUACACAGCGUUCAGCACAAUUAUUUAAUUGUUGAAGGAAACAAAUCAUGCUGCCUAUGGAUUAUUUUUUGUGGUGGUGUGAAAUAACUAGUCUAUGGUGUUAGACCAAAGAAAGCCUACGUUUGCCUCCUGAUUGGAAAAAACUGUGACGCCGUGAUCGUCAUCAAAUGAAGGGGCUUGAUGAGAGAAACGCAAAAAUGUUGGAGGCAGGUAUAAAACGAUACGCAUGCUUAGUAAGAAUAAACGCACAAAAACCUUUGAAAUAGCUACCCACUGGAUUAACAAAGAUCAGCAUGAACUGUUGGAGCUGCUGGAAAAGCUGGAAACACCUUUCGUAAGCACUGUACUUCAGGGGUCUGUUAUCAAGGAAUGGAAUGGCAAGGAAAUAUGUGAACAUAGGCUGGGUAUGCUCAGUGAUUUGUCCUUUUCGGAACAAUUAGAACUAGCUUGUUUUUUAGUAAAGGUUGAAACAUAUUGUGUCAAUUUGGAGAAAACCUGGGAUAGGAUCCUCAUCAAUAAGCUGGCUAGCAUAACUUUUCAAGAAUAUAUAAACCAAAAUCUUCAUAGCGACAAGGUGAAAUGCUUUAUUGAGUACGUUGUCCUAAUUACUUGUGCCAUCCCACCAGAUAAGAUCUCAGCCUUUUUCUACAUAUUUUACUGCCUCUCGAACAGAAGUUUAGUGGACCAGAUGGUUAGCGAAAAGGGCACUAAUAGGUACAGAAUAAAAUCCAGUCACAAAAAUCUUUGUGAGAGAUUAGUCGAAAAAGUUGAUCCGAAUAUAAUAUUUUUUGGGGAGCCUGUUCUUGAAGUAGGAGUGUCCUCGAAGUUUGUGAAAGUUUCAACGAUUUAUGAUGAGGUGAAUUGUCUUGCAUUGAUUGUGGCUAUUCCUCCAUCUGACUUAUUGAAGAUAAAAUUCAAGCCCAAGCUUCCACAUACGAUAAUGGACAGCAUAUACAAUACUAUAUCAAGAAAUGUUACCACCUUCAUAGCUACGUAUCAAGAGGAGUUCUGGAGAAAAAAUGGUUUCACAGGAGAAGUGUACGUGUUUGACAGAAACUGUUCUGAAGGACCAAUUGUUAUUUGUUCUGGUUUGACCCCAGAGAAACCUGCACUUGUGGGAAGAUUGUAUGGCGGAAGACCAACCACUGAUAAGAAACACAUGUAUCGGGAUGCGGUGCUCAACCAGUUGAAGUCAUAUUUUGGUAAAGAAGCUCUACAGCCUCUUGACUACUAUGAAAAGACAUGGAGGGAAAAUGAAUGCAUGAUGCCUGUUUGGGAGGUUAAUAAUUGUGAAUACAUCGACUGCUUCAGAGUACCAGCUGGAAGAAUAUUUUGGGCUGGAGCAGAUACAUCGUUCGACUGGUAUGGCAGUCUAGCUGGCGCUGUAUGCUCAGGAAUCAAGGCUGGCAUUCAGGUCCUUUAUGAUAUGCGUCCAGCAACUCUAACACCAGAGGAUAUGGAUGUCUUGACUCUUAGCAAGUCGGAUCGACGACACAGGAGAACUCAAUAUGAGCAAGGCGGUCUGAGUCUUGGCUUGUACUAUUACGCGGCUUCGAAUUGGAAAAAAUACAUUUAUUCUGUAUUCGUUUUAAUGUUUGUAUUGUGGGCCUUGAAGAAAAUUUUGUGGAAACGCAAAUAAAACCAUAUGCGCAAA
Molecule: messenger RNA, 2024 nt
Organism: Acanthoscelides obtectus
Lineage: Eukaryota; Metazoa; Arthropoda; Insecta; Coleoptera; Chrysomelidae
Source: the annotation of a GenBank genome assembly